CUUUCUUUGAAUUUCGAGAUGUUUUCUAAGACGGAUCUCGUACCUCUGCUACUCAGGAUUCUCUUACCUUCCACCAAGAUGUCGUUAACAGCAGUAGUAUCGUCUACGCAUUUUCUUGAAGUAAGCCUCGACUUAGCGGACUGACAUCUUUCUUGGCCAAGUGAGCAAAAUCGCUUAGUUUGAAACGCCUCACCUUCAUCUAUCGUAGUCAAACUUUCGCAGUGGUUUUCACGUUUUGUUGGCUUGCUGAUUACGAUUUGUGGAUUAAGUGCUACAAUGUUUGUGAAAUGAAUCUCUUUGCCUUUGGUUUCGCCAUUUUCACACCACUCCACUUUGACGGACUGCGAUUCGUAUUCUACCGAUGACACUAUGGCUUGGUGUAAUCUACCGUCGCUUCUUUUUAUAGUGAUGCUAAUUCCUAAGCCCAGUUGGUUCAUGAUAAUUAUUCCUUUUCGCAAAAUAUAUAUAUAGUUUUGACACCUGUCAUGAUCUUGACAAAUAAAAAUGGUCUUGGGAUGCAAGAUGUGUAGUCGAUUACAGUUUUGCACCGACUUAUAGUCCGGUAGAGAGAAGCGAAUUUUUUGAAGGGGUUUUGAAUUGAGAGCAGAUUUUGGUGAAAUUUUGACGAUUCAGAGACUCCUGAGUCUUGACAAUUUUUUUGGCAGUUGGGGUUGGGUGUGGUUGUAUCUCAAUUUUUUGCGGUUCGUAAUAUAUUUAUGCGAUUCUAACUCACGGUAAUUCUACUCAUCUAUCAGACAUAUCUCACGCAUGUUCCCCUAUAUUUAUCUUUGAGGCUUAGAACGAAACAAUGAAAAGAGAAGAUAACUUUGUCGCAAAGGAGACAGGGUAUAUUGACAAAUUGGCAAGAAGAACAUUUUUCUAUAUUAACUACUCUGAAUAUUUUUGAAGAGCAGGAAGUAGCAAAUUUUCUCAGGGGGAGCCAAGUCUUAAAAUCAGCACACAAAAUUUUGCCGAAUAUUCAAAUUUUUUAAUUUACCUUGAAUCGUGGAGGAGGGAGGCAGAGCUUGGGGGUUAUUGGCUUAUUUGACUGACUUGUUUCACUGAAUUUUUCUGUUAUACGUUUUCCUAAGAGGGGUAACUAUGCCGAAACAUAAUAUUUUAUGAAGUGAUAACAGUGUUGCUUGGGAGGUGUAGAGUCAACCUACUUGAAGUCAUUUUACUUCUCACGCUUACUAGCGAUGAAGUAUUGUAAUGACAAAAAAAUUCGAAAAUGAGAUAUUAUGUUUCUUAGGUGUUAUAUGACAUACACAAAAACCAUGUCACUCAAUUCCGUCGGUUUGUCUGUCUGUCCGCUAUCCUUGGAUCGUCCAUAACUUGGACUGGUCAGAUUUUGAUGAAAUUUUCACAAAAGGUUACUACUAUGCCAAGAAUCGAAAGGCUUUAUAGUUUUUAGUUAUAAUGGGUCCAGUGGCACGAAAAAUGGCAAAAAUUAAAAAAACAAAAAUCACUCAAGCUUCGUUUUUUGUCGUUAAAGAGGAUCCUGAUCAAUUUUGAAAAUAUUUUUAGGGGUAAAAAUAAUUGGGGAAGGGGGUUAUAGGGUUUAUACGCUCCCAACCUUGGUAGUUCUACACACCUAUUAGACAUAUUUCACACAUCAUAGGUUUACCCGUAGAUUUUCCCCUAAAAGCAGAAUGAUAGAGAAAUGCUUUUGAUACGCGUCACAGCUUUUGCUGUCUGGGAUUACCGGCGAGCGUACUGCAGGAGUACGUAACUUGAAAAGUGACAUUAUGUCGUUUUUUACACACUAUAUAGAUUUUUUUGUGGCAUUAUGUAGGUUUUUCAACAAGACGUCAACAUUCAACUAGAUGUCGUUCACUUGGAGCAACCGCGGAAUGAACUAUUUGUACACUUAGUCAAUAAGUUGACAUUCUAUCGUUUUUUUAUGACAUAUAGGUUUUUACGUAAUAACCCUGUGGUUCUUGGCAAGUGUUCUGGCCUUCUGGCGUUCUAACGCGUUGAGCCGUCAGGUUUAGGGUAACGCGACGUGGCCAGAUCGACUACCGGUAGGACAGGGAAAUAAUAUCUAUGGACUAAAUGUGUGGGCCUUUUUGACUCAUUUGAUCCGUUUAAUUUUCUAGUUAUAGAUGUUCGUAACUAAAUUUUUCUCAGAGAGUCUAACUUGUACUGAACACAAUCGUUUCUUUGUGAACCGAUGACGGCGCGGCGUUGCGAGGGAAGUGCAGAGUCAACUUACUUGACGGUAUUUUUGCUAUCGACAACAUGGUUGCUACACUGCGUAUUCUGAAAAACGGUGCUAUAUUCUUGGGAGACCAAGCAAAUAUAUCUACUUGACGAUUUUUUCGCUUAAUAGGUAAACUCGCUAAACGAUGAAGUGAUGUCCGAACUGGACAGACUUCUACCCCAGAUCGAGUCUAGCCCCCAGAUCCAAGCUUGCGUGAUGAUCUCCGCUAAGCCAGGUUGCUUCAUUGCUGGCGCUGACAUUAGCAUGCUCGAACAAUGUAAGACAGUGGAACAGGCUACGCAGAAGUCAAAGAUAGGCCAGAGGGUCCUGCAGAAGAUAGAAGACAGCAAGAAGCCUUUCGUAGCCGCCAUUGCCGGAAGUUGCUUAGGAGGGGGGAUGGAAGCUGUGUUGGCCGCACAUUACAGGAUAGCUGUCAAAGAUAAGAAGACCAAUUUGGGUUUGCCAGAGGUUAUGUUGGGAUUGCUACCAGGUAAAACAUCCUUUAAGGAUGUAUCACUGUAUACAUUCCUUCCUAGUUCUCAUAAAUUAACGUCACGUAUUUCUGAAUGUCUGUCCUAUUCUUACCCUCUUGCGGCUAAGCCUGUCACAUCCAUUGUGACCUCAGCCUUACGUGGGAAGUUAACGUUCUUCCAAAAUAUUUGGUCUAAAAAAAUCUGUACGGUUUUAUGGCUUACAUGGAACACUUAGGAGCAAUUUCAUAUCGAAUAAAAAAGUUACAACCUCAAAAACUUUCUUCUACUAUUUAUUGUUUUUUAGGUGCUGGAGGUACCCAAAGACUCCCAAGAUUAACAUCUAUCCCCACAGCUCUGGAUCACAUACUCACUGGCAAAACCAUGAGAGCAGACAAAGCUAAGAAGUUGAACGUCGUAGAUCUUUUGGUCGACCCAUUGGGCCCGGGAAUGGAUCCUGACCCAGAUGUUAACACCAGGAGGUAUCUUGAAGAGGUCGCAGUACUGAUAGCAAAAGAACUAGCUUCUGGUAAGCUGAAACCUAACAGGCAGAAGAGUCUACAGGAUAAGGUGUUAGCAUAUGCUUUGCAAUAUAACUGGGUGAAAGACAAAAUUUUCGGCAAGGCAAAAGAGCAAGUAAUGAAAAUGUCUGGUGGACUGUAUCCUGCACCAUUGAGGAUUUUGGACGUGAUCCGUAAAAGCGUGGAUCAUGGAGAACAGGUCGGACUCGAAGAAGAAUCUAAAGCUUUUGGUGAACUUUCUCAAACACCUCAGUCCAAAGGUCUCAUAGGAUUGUUCCGAGGACAGACUCAGUGCAAGAAGAACCGAUUUGGCAAGCCAAAAACCAAUGUGAAGUCAGUUGCCGUUCUCGGAGCUGGUCUUAUGGGAGCGGGUAUUGCUCACGUUUCAGUUGAUAAGGGAUAUCAAGUAAUUUUGAAAGAUAUGAAUGAGGCAGGUUUAGCUCGAGGUGUAAAUCAAAUUCAGACUGGACUAGAUGGUGCUGUUAAAAGGAAGAAGCUUACAGGACUGGAAAGGGAUAGAUUUAUGUCGAAUCUAAAUGCCACCCUCAACUAUGAUCAUUUGAAGAGAGCAGAUAUCGUGAUAGAAGCUGUAUUUGAAGACCUAAACAUCAAGCACAGAGUUCUCAAAGAGACAGAAGCUGCUACCCCUCCACACUGCGUGUUUGCAUCAAACACCAGCGCUAUUCCUAUAAGCAAAAUCGCAGCUGCUUCUAAGAGACCAGAAAACGUCAUUGGUAUGCAUUACUUCUCUCCAGUAGACAAGAUGCAACUUUUGGAAAUCAUCACCACGGACAAAACAAGCAAGGAAACCACAGCAAUGGCAGUUGACGUUGGCUUAAAACAAGGCAAGGUAGUGAUAACUGUUGGAGACGGUCCAGGUUUCUACACCACCCGCAUCCUGUCCGCCAUGAUGGCCGAGUCAGUCCGGCUUCUACAAGAAGGAGUUGACCCCAAAGAACUGGAUUCACUGUCUAAGAAGUUUGGAUUCCCUGUAGGUGCUGCCACUUUAGCUGACGAAGUAGGAAUCGACGUUGCUGCCCAUAUCGGACCCAAUUUAGCUCAGGCGUUUGGUGAAAGGUUCAGCGGCGGGGAUUUGGGUGUGAUGCGCGACAUGGUCACAGAGGGCUUUCUUGGCAGGAAAGCUGGUAAAGGCAUUUACAUGUAUGAAAAGGGCAAGAAGAGUCGUGAAAUUAACCCAGGAGCACUUGACGUCAUCAAGCGGUAUCCUCUUGCUCCAAGGGGGAGCUUCGAGGCUGAGGAUAAGACUAUGAGGAUGGUAUCAAGAUUCGUAAACGAAGCCAUUCUGUGCCUUGAAGAAAAAAUCCUGGACAGUCCCCUAGAAGGUGACGUCGGCGCAGUAUUCGGCCUGGGUUUCCCGCCAUUCACAGGCGGCCCCUUCCGUUGGGUCGACCAAUACGGGGCCACCAAACUAGUUUCCAAGCUGGAACAGUACCAAUCAGCUUAUGGUUUGCCGUUCAAACCAGCCCAAACUCUUUUGGAUAUGGCCAAAGAUUCUAGCAAGAAGUUCUACCCGAGCUAAGAAGAUACAAGAUCAGACGAAGUCUGGAAGAUUCGUUGCGAAAUGUUCGAUUUGACUUCUAGUUGGACUGUCUCAGUGCUCAGUGCCUGGGUCUUCUUGCACCGAUCGUACUAUUUUAGAUUUAUUAUUUUAUUGGAUACUUUUGUACUACUUAUCGUUAUACCUGCGAUACAUUUAUAUUACCUAUGUUAUUUUUUGUGUAUAUAAAAAUAAAUUAUAUUUCUCAUUUAA
Messenger RNA from Acanthoscelides obtectus, 4965 nucleotides. Lineage: Eukaryota; Metazoa; Arthropoda; Insecta; Coleoptera; Chrysomelidae. The record is from the annotation of a GenBank genome assembly.